GUCAGCUACUAUACGUUUCAGACGCAUUUCUCACAUCAUAAAUUUAACAGAAAAUUCAUUUUUUUUUAUUAGUAAAGUGUGGAAAAAUCCGAAGGCUCUAGUUUGUAAAGCGUGCUGUUUUAUUCGCUUUGGUUUUGAGCAUCUGCUUUGUUUUGUGUUUAAAUUUUGGUUAUUUAAUUUUGGUUCAGCGGAUGCAAAAUGACUUCGAUUGAAUCAAAACGCGUGCAAUAUCGAAAGUACCUGGAACGUGCUGGAGUUAUCGAUGCUCUAAGCAAGGCUCUAAUUAAGCUCUACGAGGAGCAAAAUAAGCCCGAAGAUGCGAUUCGAUUUGUGCGCAAAUUCAUGUGCGAAAGCUGCCCGGAUGAUGCUCAGUAUGAUGUAAUGAAGAACGACUUGGACGAGGCUAAAACAACGAUAGCCCGCCUCGAGCAGGAGUUGGAGCGUCUGCGUGGACAAAUCAAGAAAUCACCAGAGGAAUACCAGGAGCUCACUCUGGCUGGGUACAAGGCACUCAUUGAUGACGAGGAGCAUGUCAGCUCGCUUUUGCGUAAGUACCUCACGCCUGAAUUGCUGGAGGAAUACAUGCUGGUGACCACUCCACCGCCGGUCGAUGCCUAUCUGUAUGAUUGUGCUGUAUCGGGCUUCGAGCAUCAUGAUUCACCUGUGGGCAUUUAUGCGGCUGAUCCAGAGUGCUACGAUGUGUUUUCUAAGCUAUUUGAACCAAUUAUCAAGGAAUACCAUGGUCAGGAGGAUAACGACAGCGAUAUGCUGCAAAAGGACGUCGACUGGGGCAAUGUAGACGAGAUCGAAAACCUGGACGCGGAGCGUAAAUAUAUACUCUCUGCGCGCAUUCGCCUUUCGCGUAAUAUUGAGGGUUUGCCGUUCUUCCCCAAGUUGACAGAGAAGCAGCUGAUCGAGGUGGAGGAGAGAAUCCGUGCUGCAACGGAGACCAUGGACGGCGAACUGAUUGGCACUUAUCUGACGAUGGGUGAUAUUGAUUCAGAGACGCAACAGGAAAUGGUCAAACGUGGCGUUCUUUUCCCGCGAGGCGAGGGAAAGUUGCAAACCGCUGGUUGUUAUCGCUUCUGGCCGACCGGACGCGGCGUCUAUCAUAAUCCCGCCGAGACGUUUAUGAUUUGGUGCAACGAAGAAGACCAUGUGCGCAUCAUUUCUACGGCGCAGUGUGGCGACCUGGGCGAUGUCUAUCAGCGUCUGGUCACCGGUGUGCAGGAGCUGGAGAAAAAUCUGAAUUUCGUCCGUCAUUCCAGCUAUGGCAAUAUGACCGCUAGUCCUACAAAUCUGGGCACCACACUGCGUGCAUCUGUGCAUAUUCGCCUGCCACUCUUGGGCAAGGACGAAGAACGAUUGAAGGCAAUGGCUGAGGAGCUGUCGCUGCAGGUGCAAGGCACAGGUGGCGAGCACACUGCCAUCGAGGAUGGUGUUAUGGACAUUUCGAACAAGCGUCUGAUGGGUUUCACCGAAUUCGAGUUGGUCAAGUCUCUACAGGACGGCAUUGUGGCUCUCAUUAAUGCGGAAGAGGAGCUGGAGAUUGCCGGACAGGAGGGCUAGUCCCGUCUACUGAUAUUAGCACAUUGUAACAGCUUAAAGACCAGUAUCAACACUCAACGGGGCUGGAUGUGCGAAUUUACUACGCAAAUUGAGUUGUCGGUUAACACAUUGUUUAAAAUAAGGUACAAAUAUAUUCGGUUUAAUAAAUUUCAGCCCCUUC
Messenger RNA from Drosophila hydei, 1729 nucleotides. Its product is annotated as arginine kinase. The transcript has 3 exons. NCBI's taxonomy places the organism in Eukaryota, Metazoa, Arthropoda, Insecta, Diptera, Drosophilidae. The record is from RefSeq and is a predicted model, not a curated record. Gene Ontology annotation, biological process: phosphocreatine biosynthetic process. Gene Ontology annotation, molecular function: creatine kinase activity. Bases 199 to 1569 code for a protein of 456 amino acids.